GACAGUGUGACAGCUUUUUAUUUACUUGUCAUUCAUAUAUUAUAAAUGUAAAAACUGAUCCGCCUCCUUUGUUCAUGUUCAAAGUGUUAAACAAACAGCGUCUACGUCAAACUGCUCCACUUCCUGGACUGUGUCAAAGCCUGAUAACUCCUCCCUCUUCUUCCUGAAACACUGUGAAUGUAUUUCCUUGUUCCCUCCCCUUUAGAUCUGCAGUUUGAAGAUGGGUAUAACAAACAUGUUGUAACAUUCCAGAGCCGACAGGCUCCAUUCACUGCAGAAAAGUAUGUUAUGACAUCACAGGUCAGAAUGCUUUCGUUUCUGCCAAAGAGAAACUGAGAGGAGAAAUGGCGCAGAAAGGAGUUCAGCUGGACCGAGAAACUAUUUCUUGUUCCAUCUGUUUGGAUCUACUGAAGGAUCCGGUGACUACAACCUGUGGACACAGCUACUGCAUGAACUGUAUUAAAAGUUUCUGGGAUGAAGAGGACAGGAAGGGAAUCCACAGCUGCCCUCAGUGCAGGAAGACUUUCACACCGAGGCCUGUCCUGGAGAAAAACAUCGUGUUAGCAGCUUUAGUGGAGCAGCUGAAGAAGACUGGACUCCAAGCUGCUCCAGCUGAUCACUGCUAUGCUGGACCUGAAGAUGUGGCCUGUGAUGUCUGCACUGGGAGGAAGCUGAAAGCUGUCAAAUCCUGUUUAGUCUGUCUGGCCUCUUACUGUGAGAAACACCUCCAACCUCACUAUGAUGCACCUUCAUUUAAGAAACACAAGCUGGUGGCCCCCUCCAAGAAGCUCCAGGAGAACAUCUGCUCUCGUCAUGAUGAGGUGAUGAAGAUUUUCUGUCGUACUGAUCAGCAGAGUAUCUGUUAUCUCUGCACAAUGGAUGAACAUAAAGGCCAUGAAACAGUCCCAGCUGCAGCAGAAAGGACUGAGAAGCAGAAGGAGCUCGAGGUGAGACGACUAAACAUCCAGCAGAGAAUCCAGGAGCGAGAGAAAGAUGUGAAGCUGCUUCAACAGGAGGUGGAGGCCAUCAAUGGCUCUGCUGAUAAAGCAGUGGAGGACAGUGAGAAGAUGUUCACUGAGCUGAUCCGUCUCAUCCAGAAAAGAAGCUCUGAUGUGAAGCAGCAGGUCAGAUCCCAGCAGGAAACUGAAGUGAGUCGAGUCAAAGAGCUUCAGGAGAAGCUGGAGCAGGAGAUCGCUGAGCUGAAGAGGAAAGACGGCGAGCUGGAGCAGCUCUCACACACAGAGGAUCACAACCAGUUUCUACACAACUACCCCUCACUGUCAGCACUCAGACCGUCCCAGGAAAGGAAGACCAAGAGUCAGCUCUGAUAAUGAAGAUAAAUUCAUUCGAGUCACCAGCCUCAGAAAUGACAAGUUAACAGCACCUCAGAUUAGAGCCGAGCUGAAGGAGGAAAACCAAAAACAAGAAGGACAUGACUGUUGAAAGAACUGCGUCACUCGUCUUCUUCACUUUACUGGUUGGGGGCUUGUUGAUCUCUGCAG
Messenger RNA from Oreochromis niloticus (Nile tilapia), 1502 nucleotides. RefSeq names its product E3 ubiquitin/ISG15 ligase TRIM25. The coding region runs from base 345 to 1328 and encodes 327 amino acids. NCBI's taxonomy places the organism in Eukaryota, Metazoa, Chordata, Actinopteri, Cichliformes, Cichlidae. The record is from RefSeq and is a predicted model, not a curated record. The transcript is spliced from 3 exons. Gene Ontology annotation, molecular function: zinc ion binding.